This is a messenger RNA of Nelumbo nucifera (sacred lotus), 847 nucleotides long. Lineage: Eukaryota; Viridiplantae; Streptophyta; Magnoliopsida; Proteales; Nelumbonaceae. The record is from RefSeq and is a predicted model, not a curated record.
CAAUGGCCCUCAAUAACAAAGGUGUAAACAUUUAAAACUCCGAGGUGAACAAUACAAUUGGAAAAUAGUAAAGAAAAAGAGACCAAACGAUAGAGGGGGAUGUUUGGGAAAAAAAACCAUAAAUAUAGUACAGAUGAUCAAUCAAAAACACCUUAUAGUUCAAUCAGCAUCGAAAAAAUUGCUAGGGAUGAGGAAUAUCAAAUUCCUCAAUCUAAAUGAGGAAAACAGUGUUCUUAAAAUCAUGUGUAUUAGAGAGGAAAACCUGCCUCAGACAACCUUCGGUGAAGCUCGAGGGUCUAGCUACAGCCAUGGAGACUGCUAGAACGGUGAAGGAUGUUUCCCCUCGUGAGUUCGUUAAGGCUUAUGCGGCUCAUCUGAAGCGAUCGGGGAAGAUGGAGCUUCCUCACUGGACUGAUAUUGUGAAGACCGCCACAUUCAAGGAGCUUGCACCAUAUGACCCAGAUUGGUACUACACCAGAGCCGCUUCCAUGGCCCGGAAAAUCUACUUAAGACAGGGCAUUGGUGUUGGAGGUUUUAGAAAGAUUUAUGGUGGCAGUAAGAGGAAUGGYAGUCGUCCUCCACACUUCUGCAAGAGCAGUGGUUCUAUUGCCCGACACAUUCUUCAGCAGUUGCAGAAGAUGAACAUCGUUGAUAUUGAUCCCAAGGGUGGAAGGAGAAUCACCUCAAGCGGGCAGAGGGACCUGGACCAAGUUGCUGGAAGAAUAGUGGUUGCUCACUGAGUCAUUACAUAUUCUGUUUUCUGAAGGUCCUGUAGGGCUUUCUUUUAAUUUUGAUGUAGCCAAUAGUAUUGUUAGGAGUUUUCCUUCUCUGCUGCUUAGUCAUUAAA